UGAAGGCGGGCGAAGCACAGGAAAAACUUACCAAAAGCUGGAAACCUGGAAGAAAAAGGCAUGGGGAACUAAGGAAGUCAGUGAGCAAGUUUCAAAUUCCCACGCUUUAUUUACAUCUGAUCUUUGUCCACAGGGAUGACAGGUGUUGGAAUACAGGAAACUGUUAGCCAGAUGUUCCAUUGUACAGAACUAAAAGUUCAGAAUUGAGAAAGCAGAAAGGAACAUAAAAUUUCUGGAUUAAGUGCUUCAUGAGGCUUAACAUAGCAACACAAAUAUUUAAAUUGCCCCUACAGUUUACAACCUUAAGUGCUGUAUUUUAUAUAAAAGGCACAAAAUGAAUAUUGUUAUUGAAAAAAUUGGAUGCACCAGAGGACUUCGGAUCACUGAGAUCAAAACAUGGAACAUACUGAGAAAUCACAAGUGCACGCGGAGAAAGGAAUUUCAAAAGUACCAGCUCGUUUUCUAAGAAGGUAGGAAGCUGAUCAAGUCACCGAACUGCAAACCUGACAUUCUGAUGAGCCAACAGAGGAGUAAAACAGUUUUGCUCAAAACAUACAAUGCACAGACAUCACAACACCAAAAAUAACAGCAAGGACUCUUAGGAAAGAUAAAACGUUACCUCUCAAAGAGACCACUGCCAUCUCCAACUGACCGGAAGAAGUUCGAUCAAGACUUUGCCAUGUCCACUUCCUUUCAUGGGAUACAUAAUAUUGCCCAGAACCAGAACAAAGUUCGAAAGGUGAUCUGGCUGGCUGUGGUGCUGGGCUCUGUCUCGCUCUUGGUGUGGCAAAUCUACAGUCGUUUGGUCAAUUACUUCACAUGGCCAACGACAACAUCUAUAGAAGUUCAGUAUGUGGAAAAAAUCGAGUUCCCAGCUGUGACACUCUGUAACUUGAACAGAUUCCAAACAGAAGCAGUAUCUAGAUUUGGCAUCAUUUUCUUCUUGUGGGACAUAGUCUCCAAAGUCCUCCGCCUUCAGGAAAUCAGUGCCAACAACACUGGCUCUCCAGAGACCUUAGAUUUUGUUACGAAUCACCAAAACUUCAGCAUUACAGAGUUUGUCAAGAACAAUGGUUUUUAUCUCAAUAACGACACUUUGGUGCACUGUGAGUUCUUUGGCAAAACAUGCAGUCCAAAGGAUUUCAAACACGUCUUUACUGAAUAUGGGAAUUGCUUCACUUUUAACUACGGUGAGAAUAUCCAAAACAAGAAUAAAGUGAGUGUGUCCGGAAGAGGCUUAAAGCUGCUCCUCGACGUCCAUCAGGAGGAAUUCACUGACAACCCAGUCCCUGGUUUUGCUGAUGCUGGUGUCAUCUUUGUUAUUCACUCACCAAAGAAGGAGCCACAGUUUGAUGGCUUAGGUUUGUCUUCUCCUGUGGGAAUGCAUGCACGGGUGACCAUCCGCCAACUGAAGACGGUCCACCAGGAGUACCCAUGGGGAGAAUGCAAUCCCAACAUCAAGCUGAGAAACUUCAUUACCUACAGCACUUACGGGUGUCUGAAGGAGUGCAAAGCCCGGCAUAUACAAAGGCUGUGUGGAUGUCUGCCCUUUCUGCUUCCAGGAAAUGGUGUAGAGUGUGACCUACUAGAAUACUACAACUGUGUGUCUCCCAUCCUUGAUCACAUCGAGCGUAAGGGACUAUGCACGAUGGGAACACACAACUCCAGCUGCCCUGUGUCAUGUGAGGAAACAGAAUACCCAGCUACUGUUUCUUAUUCUACUUUCCCAAGUCAAAGAGCAACAAGGUUUCUUGCCAAGAAAUUGAAUCAAAGCCAAGAAUAUAUCCGGGAGAAUCUCGUGAACAUUGAAAUAAACUAUAGCGACUUAAACUAUAAGAUAACGCAGCAACAGAAGGCCGUGAGUGUGCCUGAGUUACUUGCAGAUGUUGGCGGUCAGCUGGGACUGUUCUGUGGAGCUAGUUUGAUUACAAUUAUAGAAAUUAUUGAAUAUUUUUUCACCAAUUUCUACUGGGUACUCAUUUUCUUUUUGCUGAAAAUACUUGAAACGAUACAGCGGACUUCUCCACCUCAGGCAGUUUAAAAGAAUGUGAAUAUUCUAUUAAAAUAAAAGUGUUGGUUUUCUUUUCAUACUACAUUUAAUUAUAAUCGCUUAUUCACUGUUAUGAGACUUUAUGUCACAGUUUGGAAAGUCUAAUAAAAAUCAUUGAAGAUUCCCA
Molecule: messenger RNA, 2177 nt
Organism: Mus musculus (house mouse)
Lineage: Eukaryota; Metazoa; Chordata; Mammalia; Rodentia; Muridae
Gene: Asic5
Product: acid-sensing ion channel family member 5
Exons: 13
Coding region: 680-2041 (453 amino acids)
Biological process (GO): proton transmembrane transport; sodium ion transport; sodium ion import across plasma membrane
Cellular component (GO): apical plasma membrane; plasma membrane; membrane
Molecular function (GO): sodium channel activity; bile acid-gated sodium channel activity
Source: RefSeq, a predicted model, not a curated record